GUGCUCUGAAGCCCAGCAGGCACUGUGAUCUUGAACAGCUGUUUCGGCAACAGAGACAAAAAUGAGCAGCUUGCUCUUUCCGUCUGAGAUGCGAGUUUCAUAUUUCAGCUCCUCCUUCACAUUCCAGGCCUGCCCAGGCUCUCCUCCAAAGAUUUCAAAAAUGGAGCCUUUUACAACUACUUAUCCUCUGAAAUACUCAGUACCCAAAGCCAGGGUCGUUGUGGUCUUUCUGUCAGUGGUUUUGUGUACCACCAUUCUCUGCCUGCUACAACUCAGAAUUUUUAAACCUAAAAUCAAAGAUUUUUAUUCUUUUGAAGUCAAAGAUUCACGAGGAAGGAACAUUUCCUUGGAGAAGUACAGAGGGAAAGCAACUUUAGUUGUAAACGUGGCCAGUUACUGCCAAAACACACACAAAAAUUACAUCGCACUGCAAGAGCUACACAGAGAGUUUGGUCCCUCCCACUUCACUGUGCUGGCAUUUCCCUGCAACCAGUUUGGAGAAUCAGAGCCUAGUUCAAGCCCGGAAAUAGAAUCUUUUGCAAAAGGAAACUAUGGAGUAACCUUCCCCGUUUUCCACAAAAUCAAGAUCCUAGGAUCGGAAGCAGAUCCUGCCUUUAAAUUUCUAAUAGAUUCUUCAAAGAAAGAGCCUCGAUGGAAUUUCUGGAAGUACCUUGUUAGCCCUGAGGGUAAAGUUGUGAAAUUCUGGAGACCUGAAGAGCCAGUGCAAAGUAUCAAGCCAGAAGUAGCAGCAUUAAUCAGGCAGAUUAUCAUGAAAAAAAGAGAGGACCUCUGAAAAAGCCAUUUAUACUGUGAAUCUAUUCAAUAGCAUGGAUACACAGCCUUUGUACAUUCCCGGGAAAUGUUGCUAGAAGCUAAACCAUCAGGUGAUUUUACUACUCUUUAGUGUUGGUAUUUGCAACCAAUAUGGUUGGUAAUAUGUCUAUUAAUGCUGGAUUUGCCCCUGCAAUAGCCUUGAGAAGGACUGAGUUUACUGAGAUGGCAAGGCACUAAGUACCUUGCAGGAUGGACCUUCAAUCUACAUAAGGUUUCUGAAUGUGGGUUUUUUUUUUAAUUGCUGAUAAUUGCUAAUUCAAUUGUCAUCAGCAGAGAGAAAGCUGGAAAGAAGAUUAUUAAUAAAUUACUCAGUAUUUGCACAGGUUUCUUUCCCAUCUACCAGUAACAAACAGAUUUUGAUAUUCCAUUAACACAUACUUGCCCUGUCUGAAGCAUAUGGAGCCCAGAGGCAUCCAUGGCAGGGUCUUUAGAGGCAAAUGUAACUGAAGAGACUAGCUUUGCAGCAUUCUCUCGAUGAAGACUACGGAAUUGUGAAGCUGUCAGCUGUAAAAAAACUGUACAUAGAGAAUGAUAAAUGUAAAAGAAAAAAUUGCAGAAAUGUUUUCUCACCUGCUUUAUGUUUUGAUUCACUUUACCUUUCACCUUUAGAGCAACUCCCUUUAACUCUUUAGCCGUCUCUAUACAUUUGCACCAAGGUACUGUGCCUUGACUGUGAGCUCCUCUCCUAUUGGAUUCCUGGUUUUCUGACCUGGGUGAAGGCAGGGCCUGUGUGAAUAUACAUGGUUGCUUACAGAAGGAUUCAAGGUGCAAUGAAAAUCAGGAGUCUGGGACUCUCACAGAUGUCUUUCUGAGG
Molecule: messenger RNA, 1648 nt
Organism: Manacus vitellinus (golden-collared manakin)
Lineage: Eukaryota; Metazoa; Chordata; Aves; Passeriformes; Pipridae
Gene: GPX8
Product: glutathione peroxidase 8 (putative)
Exons: 3
Coding region: 62-793 (243 amino acids)
Biological process (GO): response to oxidative stress
Molecular function (GO): glutathione peroxidase activity
Source: RefSeq, a predicted model, not a curated record